CGCUGUGUGCGCGGCCCCGACGCCGCUUUCUCCUCCUCAGCACAGCCCACCUCGUGCAGCUGGCCGGCCCCGGGUAGUGUGUGAGCGCUGUGCUGUCCGGCUGCUACAGGGGGAGAUCCUCACAGAGCGCUGCGAGCAAUGAGCCAGCCUGCAGCACCUUCCCUGCACCCACUACAACUUUACUACCCCCAGCCAGCCUGGCAAUGUCAGCACCAGCCCUGCCCAGCUUACCCAGACCAGGACACUGACACCAGGACUACUACUCCUGAACACACUGUGCAUGGACUGCAGCUCUCACAACUCUCAGCCUAAAGAAGUAGUGGGGACCUGGCUGCAACACCCAGAAUACUCUGCCUGCUAUAACAUAGGUACCGCCAUGAGAUCGGGGGAGAAGAUGAGAAAAUGAGCGGAGAAGGGGCUUGGAGAUUGCUGGCGAGGCUCAUUUUCCCAGGAAUGCACUGGAUUGAUUUAAGUGAUAAUUAUGAAGCUGACGUGCAUGUUCUCCUUCAUUUUGCUAUUCGGAGUAGCUGGGCUUAUUGUAUUCAUCCACUUGCAAGAUCCAGCAGAAAUGGUUCAUCAGCAGGGAGCAGCCCCAGGCAUGAAAUUUGAAUUAACCUUGCACCAAUCAAAAAAGGACUGCACAUCUAACAAUCAAUACAGAAACAUAAUAGAAAACCCUGCCAAGCAAUUAUUGCAGAUCAACCCGGACGUACCAUCGUACCCACCUUAUCAAUAUGCAGCUGUUUAUCAGAACACAAAGAGAAGGCAGAAAACAAUGUUGCUCCUCAGGAGAGACAAUAAAAAAAAUACAGACAGAAAACUUUUGAAAAAAAGGAAACGAUUUCUGCUUCGAGAGACACCGGUUCUCAUCGCAAUGAACAGCUCGUCUGUGGACCUCACAAGGCUGGAGCUUGAAGACCGAAAUAGCAAAUGGAAGGAGCUUUAUGAGAUGCAAAGGGAGAGGAAAAAGUUAAUGCAAGACAUCUGCUCCAAGUAUAAAAGUGGAGCAAGAAGAAUUAUCACACCAUAUCACGUAUCACGGAUCUUUGUGGAAGACAAGCACAAACUUCUAUAUUGCGAGGUUCCAAAAGCCGGAUGCUCCAACUGGAAAAGGGUGUUGAUGGUACUCAACGGUCUUGCCUCUUCCACCAAGGAUAUACAACAUAACACUGUCCAUUAUGGGAAUUAUUUGAAAAGGCUUGACAGCUUUGACCGUAACGGGAUAUUUUACCGACUAAACACCUAUACUAAGAUGAUCUUUGUCCGAGAACCUUUUGAACGGUUAGUGUCCGCUUUUCGUGACAAAUUUGAACAUGCAAACAAUUAUUACCAUCCGGUUUUUGGCAAAGCCAUAAUAUCUAGGUACAGAGCAAAUGCCACAAAAGAUGCACUAAGGACAGGUUCUGGGGUACAUUUUACAGAAUUUAUCCAAUACUUACUAGAUGUCCAUAGACCAGUAGGGAUGGACAUCCACUGGGAUCACGUAAGCAGACUUUGCAGCCCAUGCUUAAUUGACUACGAUUUCAUUGGGAAGUUUGAAAGCAUGGAGGAAGAUGCUAAUUUCCUUUUACACCUCAUUGGGGCUCCCCAAAACCUGACAUUCCCCCGAUUCAAAGACAGACAUUCUAACGAAGAGAGAACGACGCAUAAAAUCACUCAGCAAUAUUUUGCACAGCUGUCCCCUACAGAAAGGCAGCGCACGUUCGAUUUUUAUUACAUGGAUUACCAAAUGUUUAAUUAUUCAAAGCCUUUUGAAGACUUGUAUUGAAAGCAUGGAACUAUCCGUGUUUUGUAGGAAAAAAAAAAAAGAGAGACAACGAAAAGAAAAUAAUAUAAAAUGCCACAUCAGGUUAUUGAUUUGAGUGGCAGUGGGAGAAAUGCGUCUUCAGAUAAUUAAUCCUGUACAGGAAAUGAUUUAACCCUUUGUGUGCUAAAGGGUUUACACAAUAUCUCUGGCAUUCAGAGGUUUACUAAAAAUUCUUUUAAAUAGCAAAAAACAAAAAAAAAACUGUAUUGGAGAUAAAUAUACAUUUGUAUUAAUUUUGGGUGACAAUAUCUCUAUUUUAUCUUCGUAAAUAAUAAAUGAAAGGGAGGUAAGGAAAGGCAGGUAAGACUUUUUGUUUUUUUUGUUUGUUAAAUCUAAGACUUGUUUCAAUCCUGCACUUUAAAUCACCUUUAUUUCUUGAACUGUAUUUUUACCGUCCCAAAUAUUUUUCUGUUUCCAUUGAACUUUUAACAUUAUGCUUUCUCUUUAACAAGAAAAUGUCUCCAUCUCUUAGAUCGUAUAGAUCUGUAUAUGACCAUUUACUAAAGCACUGCUUCUUACUUGAUUUGAUAAUUGGGUCACUGUGCUGAUUUUAACAUUAAAGAGCUUGUUGUCAUGUUAAUCUAAUGUACAUAAUAGACGUGUGCAUUCUGUAUCAAACAUAUUGCAAUUAUCUGAAUUCUGUCCGAUUGGCAGGUCGUUCAAACUACAUAAUUCUGAAACAAAAAAAACGACAUGGACA
Pelobates fuscus (common spadefoot toad) is the source of this 2507-nucleotide messenger RNA. RefSeq names its product carbohydrate sulfotransferase 8 (gene CHST8). Lineage: Eukaryota; Metazoa; Chordata; Amphibia; Anura; Pelobatidae. Gene Ontology annotation, cellular component: membrane. The record is from RefSeq and is a predicted model, not a curated record. The coding region runs from base 482 to 1768 and encodes 428 amino acids. Gene Ontology annotation, molecular function: sulfotransferase activity. Gene Ontology annotation, biological process: proteoglycan biosynthetic process; carbohydrate biosynthetic process. The transcript is spliced from 4 exons.